AUGAGCACAGCGAUCCCAUCCUCCAUUAUGGACGACUCUCAAGCCCAUUCUCCAAACUGCCACAUCUCCCCAUUUCUCUUACUGCCGUAUCACAUCCGCCAUGAAAUCUACCUGUUCGCUCUCGAGUAUCCAGAUCUUCGCCCGAUAUUUGCACGUAUGGAGUAUCAGUUUGCUCAAGGCGAAGCCACACACGACACGACGAGGCUGCCAAAGUGUAUCCUCCCAACGCCGCAUGUCCCGGCGCAGCUAAAGGUCACUCCGGGCAUCUUUCUGUGUAAUAGACAAAUUGCCAGCGAAGCGCGAGAGGCCAUGAAGUUCAAAGUAUUCACUCUCCAGAGACCACCGCCAUAUACCAUGACGCUGGGGAGACCCAUGGACAUUACCGAGUUUAUCAGCCAAGACACGCUGAAGAACAUGCGGCGAGUGGAAUUGGUAAUGAAUCUUUUUGAUGAUGCCAGGGGAUGGGGCAAGACUGUAGAGAUUCUUUUGGAUGUCUGGAGCUCAGCAAACCAUCUGAAGAGGAUAGAUAUCCAGAGCUUUGCAAGAGAGGGUGGUAUUGAGUUGACCGGAACGCCGCUCCCAGCACUCAACGUGAAAAAGGCAAAUGCGGAUUGGUAA
Messenger RNA from Trichoderma atroviride IMI 206040, 618 nucleotides. Lineage: Eukaryota; Fungi; Ascomycota; Sordariomycetes; Hypocreales; Hypocreaceae. The record is from RefSeq and is a predicted model, not a curated record.